CUAAAACCAUGUAAAAAGCCUUACCCCACCAAGAAAUAGUUGCAACAUAUAGCUAGAAAGGGCGUGCCAAGAACCAAAUAUAAAACGAGAACAUUCUGCAAUCGAGACACAGUUGAAAAUACGGAUAAAAACCAAGACAAACUAGACAACAUGAACCGAACCAAUUAUAAAGAAAGAGAAGACCCCUCCUUACAAAGAGCAAUAGUGCCAGAGGACUUUCCAAAAACCAGACUAACAUUCUCGGAGAGCGAAGACUUUAACGAUGCACUGGCAGCUUGCAUUGACCAAUAUACAGAAGCACGAACAAGAAAAGGAGUCCGAAUCCAGCAUAUCACGUUCAGCGAUUUUUACAAGAAAAACGGUGGAAUCGUGGUUACGUGUGAAUCCAAAACAACGGUGAAUUGGCUGGACAAGGCCAUAAAAUAUAUCAAAAUGCCAAGCGGUGUGAAAUUAAGAACAGACGACAGAUCCAUACUGGAACACAGAUACAUAAUAGAGGGCAAAGCAACACACUCUAGAUUUAAUACCACUAAUAUAAUCGAAACAAUUGGACGAUUCAAUAACGGAUUAGACGUCUCAAAAUGGAAGAUAAUGGGAGAACGAACAGCGAGUGGAGGUAGAAUAAUGAAAAUAGAGAUUGAUGGAAGAUCAUUGGGAGCAAUAAGAAAAAGGGCAAAUAAGCUGGCACUUGACAAAUACCUUAUUCAACGAUUUUACAUUUUAACGGUAGAACGAACAUCAGGUAACAGAAACAACGAUACAGACAGAGACACAGAAAUUCGCGACGAAGAUUUUGAGUGGGCGCAAGUCACAGACACAAAUCGAAACGACCAAGCGACUCCAGAAAACAUCGGGACAAUGAAUAAUGAAGACGUAUCCAUGAUGCUGAUAAGAGAAUUAGAGGAAGUGUCGCAGGAAUCCAACGGCCUAUUCGACAAGGAAGGCGAUGACAUACUUAUGGACCUAACAACGGGACCGGACGAAAUCAUAGAAGCCACUCCACCGCAACCAGAACAGCCAUCGACCAAUCAAUCAGUAAACAAGACUGCAAUAAGGAAAGAACGUAACAAGGAACAGGGCACGGAAAUUUGGACAGAAACCCCAAAAACAAGCAAAAUAAAUACCCCGCCAAGGAACAACCAUCAAAAUGAAAUCGAACAUGACAUUGAAAUUAUGCUGUCUGGCGUAACAAAAGAACCACAAUCGACAAACGCCAAGACCUCUCACAAAAAAGGACAGAACAAUCGGAAAAUAGGAAAACACUGA
This is a messenger RNA of Ceratina calcarata, 1266 nucleotides long. RefSeq lists its product as uncharacterized. NCBI's taxonomy places the organism in Eukaryota, Metazoa, Arthropoda, Insecta, Hymenoptera, Apidae. The record is from RefSeq and is a predicted model, not a curated record. The transcript has 2 exons. The coding region runs from base 151 to 1266 and encodes 371 amino acids.